AUGUACAGACAGUGGGAAGUGGUGAAUAUUUUCAUAAUGUCUUACCUGCAGCUGGUGCAGGGCUCCAGUUAUGAACGUGGACCGGUUAAGCGGGCAUCACGGUCCAUGUUAGAACGAUCUGAGCAGCAGAUUAGGGCUGCCUCUAGUUUGGAGGAGCUGCUGCGAAUCACACACUCAGAGGACUGGAAGCUGUGGAGAUGCCGACGCAAGCUCAAAGGCUUCACCAGCACAGACUCUCGCUCAGCGUCUCAUCGGUCUACCAGGUUUGCGGCAACUUUCUAUGACAUUGAAACACUGAAAGUUAUAGACGAGGAGUGGCAAAGAACCCAGUGCAUCCCUAGAGAGACGUGCGUGGAGGUGGCCCGAGAGCUGGGACAGACCACCGACACGUUCUUCAAGCCUCCCUGCGUGAACGUGUUCCGGUGUGGCGGCUGCUGCAACGAAGAGAGCCUGGUCUGUGUCAACACCAGUACCUCGUACAUUUCCAAGCAGCUCUUCGAGAUAUCAGUACCUUUGACAUCAGUACCUGAAUUAGUGCCCGUCAAAGUGGCCAACCACACAGGCUGUAAGUGCUUGUCAACGGCUCCCCGCCAUCCGUAUUCAAUUAUCAGAAGGUCCAUCCAGCUCUCUGAAGAAGAUCGAUGUCCCCAUUCCAAGAAAUUCUGUCCUAUCGACAUGCUGUGGGAUAGCAACAAAUGUAAAUGUGUUUUACGGGAGGAGAGUCCCCUCGGAGGAAUGGAAGACCACUCUCACCUCCGGGAGCUGGCACUCUGUGGGCCACACAUGAAGUUUGAUGAAGACCGUUGCGAGUGUGUCUGUAAAGCGCCGUGUCCCCGAGAUCUCAUCCAGCAUCCAGAAAACUGCAGCUGCUUUGAGUGCCGAGAAAGCCUGGAGAGCUGCUGCCAGAAGCAGAAGAUAUUUCACCCGGACACCUGUAGAGGGAUGGACAAAUGUCCCUUUCAUGCCAGAACAUGUGCAAAUGGAAAACCAGUGUGUGCAAAGCACUGCUCUCCAAAGGAGAAAACAGCUGCCAUGGGCUCCGAAGCUGCGAACAGCCUUGAUUCAGCUUUUGCUCUCUAG
This is a messenger RNA of Orycteropus afer afer, 1080 nucleotides long. RefSeq names its product vascular endothelial growth factor D (gene VEGFD). Gene Ontology annotation, molecular function: chemoattractant activity; growth factor activity; vascular endothelial growth factor receptor 3 binding. Gene Ontology annotation, cellular component: membrane. The record is from RefSeq and is a predicted model, not a curated record. NCBI's taxonomy places the organism in Eukaryota, Metazoa, Chordata, Mammalia, Tubulidentata, Orycteropodidae. The transcript has 7 exons. The coding region runs from base 1 to 1080 and encodes 359 amino acids. Gene Ontology annotation, biological process: positive regulation of mast cell chemotaxis; positive regulation of protein phosphorylation; response to hypoxia.